AUGAACUCACAAUUAUCUCCUGAACGAAGCUUAAAGAAAGAUGAGCCGAAGCUCUCUUGGCUGCACACUCACGUUGCACCAUUGUUUUUAAUGCUCGUCACUCCACCUUGUGCUUUUUUAUAUUGGUACACUUGCGAACACCUUGGUGGCUCUGUCAUUGCUCUUUUUAAUAUGUUCGGAAAGGAAGGUAUCAUUAACUCUAUCGUCUCCAUUGUUCAGCCUUAUAUUUUAGGAUCUAAGGUUGCUUGGGCAAUUAUUGUGGUGUUCUCUAUUUUGCAAUUAACAUUGAUGAAAGUUUUGCCAGGAAAAAAGUUUAAUGGCCCGAUGACUCCUAAAGGAAAUCUACCAGUCUACACAGACAAUGGAUUAUUAGCUUAUUUAAUUACCAUUAUGCUAUUCUUCCUUUGCUCAAGCACUGGUCUUAAUUUAUUCCCUUCCUCAAUUCUUUAUAACCAUUUUCCAUACUUGAUUGGAGCCUUGAACAUUUUCAGUUUGGUUUUUUGUCUCUUCCUUCAAAUCAAAGGCAUGUAUUUCCCAAGCAGCACAGAUUGUGGCUCAAAUGAAGGAAAUUUCAUUAUGGAUUACUAUUGGGGAACUGAAUUGCAUCCAGUUGUUUUUGGUUUUGAUGUUAAGGUCUUUACGAAUUGUAGAUUCGGAAUGAUGAGCUGGCCUUUACUUAUUUUAUCAUUUGCUGCCAAACAAUACGAAGUCACUGGUCAACUUAGCGACUCUAUGAUCAUUAAUUUGGUUAUUCAAUUCAUCUACCUUACCAAGUUUUACAUGUGGGAAAGUGGCUACUUGUGCUCAAUUGAUAUUAUGCAUGAUAGAGCUGGUUAUUACAUUUGUUGGGGAUGUUUAGUGUGGGUACCAUCUGUUUACACUUCCACAUCCUUGUACAUUUCCAAGUAUCCAAACAAUUUGGGCCCUUAUUGGACUGCAUUCAUCUUGAUUGGAGGUGCUUCAGCAGUCAUCCUUAACUAUUUGGCAGAUAUCCAACGUCAAAAUGUACGUAAGGCAAACGGAAAAUGCCUUGUUUGGGGAAAGAAACCAGCACUCAUUGAGGGUGAAAUCAUUGCUGAAAAUGGAGAUAAGAAAAAGUUCAUCUUGUUAAUAUGUGGUUUUUGGGGUAUCACCAGACAUUUUCAUUAUGUUAUGGAAUUGCUGGGAACAUUUUUCUGGACUGUUCCAGCACUGUUCAAUAACUUCUUGCCAUACUUUUAUUUAUUUUUCUUAACAAUAUUGUUGUUCCAUAGAGCAGAAAGAGACCAGAAGAGAUGUAGCAAGAAGUAUGGUAAAUAUUGGGAAGAAUAUUGCAGACGAGUUCCAUACAAGGUAAUUCCUUAUGUAUUUUAG
Molecule: messenger RNA, 1353 nt
Organism: Naegleria gruberi
Lineage: Eukaryota; Heterolobosea; Eutetramitea; Acrasida; Naegleriidae
Product: ERG4/ERG24 ergosterol biosynthesis family protein
Exons: 1
Coding region: 1-1353 (450 amino acids)
Biological process (GO): sterol biosynthetic process; brassinosteroid biosynthetic process
Cellular component (GO): endoplasmic reticulum membrane
Molecular function (GO): oxidoreductase activity, acting on the CH-CH group of donors, NAD or NADP as acceptor
Source: RefSeq, a predicted model, not a curated record